Messenger RNA from Ricinus communis (castor bean), 1015 nucleotides. Its product is annotated as transcription repressor OFP13. NCBI's taxonomy places the organism in Eukaryota, Viridiplantae, Streptophyta, Magnoliopsida, Malpighiales, Euphorbiaceae. Bases 161 to 868 code for a protein of 235 amino acids. The transcript has a single exon. Gene Ontology annotation, biological process: negative regulation of DNA-templated transcription. The record is from RefSeq and is a predicted model, not a curated record.
UUCCAUCUUUCCCCACUCUUUUCUCACCUCUUCUUUUAUAUAUAUAUAUCCUCAUUUCUUCAACUCGUCAGCUCAAAAACAACAGAGAUUCACAAACCCAAGCAACCACUCACAACCCAUCAACAAUAACCAAAACAGAAACAGAGACAAAAGAAAAGAAAUGAAAAUCAUUCCUUCACUCUUUAAGAACAAAGAAACAAGGAACAGGCAUCAUCAUCAACCAUGGCAAAAAUGGCCUUCAUGUAACUAUCCCAAGACUCUUUCAUUCAGAGCUGAUGACAUUUUCAAGACUGUAAACUCAGUGUUCUUUGAUCCAACUACUAGUGUUGAACAUGUGGCUGAAAUUGAAACACCCAAGUCAUGGUUCACUAACUCAUCAGAGGCUACAAGCUUCCCAACUGACCAAUCAGAGGAUUUUGGUGGAGAUUCAUUGGAGGUGGUUGUGCGUGGGGCAAGAUCAGAGAGGCUGUUUUUUGAGCCUGGUGACACAAAUUCAAUACUAGAGAAGGCUAAACCAGGAGGGUUUCCUUUCCAGGAAAGUGUAGUGCUAGCAAUGGAGUCAGAUGAUCCAUAUGUUGAUUUCAGGAGGUCAAUGGAAGAUAUGGUUGAAUCUCAUGGACUUAAAGAUUGGGGUUCUCUAGAGGAGUUAUUAGUUUGGUAUUUAAAGGUUAAUGGAAAGAAGAAUCAUGGAUUCAUAAUUGGAGCUUUUAUUGAUCUUCUUGUUGGAAUUGGAGCAGCUGCCUCUUAUUCUGAUUCUACUACUUUUUCCUCUGUUGUUUCUUCUUUUUCUUCUUCUUCAUCUCCUUUUUGUUCCUUAGAAAAUGGAUAUGAUGAGAUUCAAGAGGAAGAACUGGUAGUUCUGUGUUAAUCCUUUUUCAUUUUUGGUUUCCAAGAUCUUUUAGUUGUACAUUAGUAGGAUUUUAAGGGGAAAUAUUAUAUGUUAUAUUCUUUUUGUCCCUCUCAUGCACAUGUACAAGUUUUUGCAUUCCAGUACAAUGGCAACUCUGUUGAUCAA